ACAAGAGACAAAAGACAGAGGUGGAGAGAGAAAGGGUCCAAAUUGAAGAAAAGUGUGUUUUUUCCAAAUACCAUUCCAUUCUGCGUGUUUCCAUGGCGAUAAGAAUUAGAUUAUCGUUAUUAUCUUUGGUCUUCUUUUAUCUAGCAACUACAUCUAUUGGGAUUCUCGGUUCAAUUCAGCUGAAAAAGACGACGAAAUCGAACAAUCGCACCACCAGAGUCGACAAUUUCCUCCAUGAUUUGGAAUCCGAAGAUGAUGAUCAUAGAAGAAACCUCUUGGCAAAUGGACUCGGCCUUACUCCACAGAUGGGAUGGAAUAGUUGGAACCAUUUUCAAUGUCAAGUUGAAGAGAAGCUUAUAAGAGAAACAGCUGAUGCAAUUGUGUCAUCCGGGCUCGCUGCGCUGGGUUACAAAUAUGUGAACAUAGAUGAUUGUUGGGCUGAGCUUAAUAGAGAUUCAAAGGGCAAUCUACUUCCUCGUGCCUCAACCUUCCCUUCUGGAAUCAAGGCACUAGCGGAUUAUAUUCAUAGUAAAGGGUUGAAGUUAGGAAUAUAUUCAGAUGCCGGGACUCAAACAUGCAGUACAACAAUGCCAGGCUCUUUAGGAUUCGAAGAACAAGACGCCAAGACAUUUGCUUCAUGGGGAGUUGAUUAUUUGAAAUAUGACAAUUGCUAUAAUAACAACAUAGAUCCAAAGACAAGAUAUCCUAUAAUGAGCAAAGCUUUGGUCAAUUCUGGAAGACCCAUCUUCUUUUCACUAUGCGAAUGGGGGCAGGAGGAUCCGGCAACUUGGGCCAAAGGUGUUGGAAAUAGUUGGAGAACCACAGGAGACAUUAAAGAUGAGUGGGCGAGCAUGAUUUCGUGUGCUGAUGAGAACGACAAAUGGGCAUCUCAUGCCGGCCCUGGAGGAUGGAAUGAUCCCGAUAUGUUAGAAGUUGGCAAUGGAGGCAUGACAAUUAAUGAGUAUCGCUCACACUUCAGCAUAUGGGCAUUGGCAAAGGCUCCUCUAUUGAUCGGAUGUGAUGUCCGUACCAUACAAAACGAGACAUUAGAACUACUCAGCAACAAGGAAGUUAUUGCCGUGAAUCAAGAUAAACUUGGAGUACAAGGAAAGAAGGUUAAGCAAUAUGGAGAUCUAGAGGUUUGGGCGGGUCCUCUAAGUGGAAAAAGAGUGGCAAUUGUGUUGUGGAAUAGAAGUUCUUCCAAGGGAAAAAUCACUGCACAUUGGUCGGAUAUUGGACUUAAUUCCAAUUCAAUUGUGACCGCGAGAGAUUUAUGGGCGCAUAAAACGUCGAGGAAGGUCAGUGGACAAAUUUCGGCAAGUGUAGAUUCUCAUGACUGCAAAAUGUUUGUUCUGACUCCGAUAAAUCGUAUAUAAGGGUGUGUUGGGUAAAAAACAAUGAAGUGUGCUUGUAUUGCAUCGAAUAGAUUAUGAAUUAAAAUAAGGAUUGAGUAAUGCUAAUGGAAUAAGAAAAUUUCAGUUAUUAACUGCACUGCAAAUGUCAUUUUCAUUAUUUAUAACUGCUAAAA
Messenger RNA from Impatiens glandulifera, 1528 nucleotides. Its product is annotated as alpha-galactosidase-like. Gene Ontology annotation, biological process: carbohydrate metabolic process. The record is from RefSeq and is a predicted model, not a curated record. NCBI's taxonomy places the organism in Eukaryota, Viridiplantae, Streptophyta, Magnoliopsida, Ericales, Balsaminaceae. Gene Ontology annotation, molecular function: hydrolase activity, hydrolyzing O-glycosyl compounds. The transcript is spliced from 15 exons. The coding region runs from base 93 to 1376 and encodes 427 amino acids.